Messenger RNA from Aspergillus lentulus, 1551 nucleotides. RefSeq names its product transferase family protein. The record is from RefSeq and is a predicted model, not a curated record. Lineage: Eukaryota; Fungi; Ascomycota; Eurotiomycetes; Eurotiales; Aspergillaceae.
AUGGAACUGUACGAAACUCGUCUUUUCCCUCAUUCUCACCGCUCUUCACCCGUCUCUACUCCUUUAUCCAUCCUCGAUGCUACCGUUGCCCGAUUUGCCCCAGCAGGCGCCAUUUGGCUAUUUGAGCGUUUUCCAGAUAAUAUCCAAGAAAAGGAAUUCAUCGAUCGUCUCCAAUCCUCAUUUGUGCAAUCCCUAUCCGAUUACCCCCAAUGGGCCGGUCAGCUGCAAUGGGCCCCGGUUCGAGAGGGCGGCCUUCACACCGAACGCUUCAACCGGCCCAUGAUCGUCUACGGGACGCCUAAUGAUCCCGGAGUUGAGUGGCGUGUCGUCAGACGAGACAACGUCUCAAUCGGAUCACUAGUACCUUCAGCCCGGGAACGAGCAAGCGCCGGAACUUGGAAUGGGGACAAUUUCCCCCAGAAAGAUUUCCUGAGUGAGAGCCCGUUGCCAUUGCAUGAUCUGCGUGAAUACCAGGGAUUAUCCGGUAUGCAAGUGCAGAUCACGCUAAUGCAGGACAGCGGAUACGCAAUUGGAAUCCAAAUGGCUCAUGCCCUGGCCGAUGCUCAGACUUUGAUGGUAUUUAUGCAUCAGUGGGCGGCUGCAAGUAGAGCGGCGUUUGGUUCAGAACACACACAGUCAUUGAUGGGCGCUCCUAUCUUUGAUCCAGCGCUGUUAGACUCACAUGCCGCUGGGGAUAUUGAUGGCCCAGCACCUGAUCAAGGACUGAUUGCUGCAGCGCGUGAACUGCCACUGCACCGGUUCGACUGGUGGAAGACGGACGAUCCGGGAUAUCCGAAGGUAAUGGUGCCCAAUACGCUGAACUCGAUGCCUUCUCGUGAGCUACUCGACAGAACCGAACUCUCUCCAUCGACAUCUGCACCAUGGAUGUCGUGGGACCUGUCCAGGCCAAUUCGCUAUACACAGAUCCAUUUCUCAGGGGAUCAAUUGGCAGAAUUCAAACGGAAAGCGAUUGCAGAAGGUCGUGGGGAUAUCUCUCGACUCGACGCAUUACUAGCUCACCUCUGGAUCUCCAUCAACCGUGCCAGGAAUCUCGCCUAUUGCUCCGACUCAGUCUUCCUAGAUCUUUCCAUUGGCGUUCGAACGCGUGUGUCUCCUCCGCUACCCGAGACAUUCCUCGGAUCACCGCUCUUCCUUUCUCACGUAGGCUCCUCAGCAAAUACCCUCUGCGCCGCAUCCAUCGGAACAAUCGCCAGCAGAAUCCGACAGACAAUGUCCCUAUUCACGCCGGACAAGAUCGGCGCAAUGCUCCACGAUGCCGCGUACGAGAUCUCCCCGCAGCGGCUGUGGCAGGCGUUCUUGGGGACCCGACAUGUCCUUGUAACCUCCUGGUUGCGACUGAAAGUGUACGAAGUGGACUUUGUGGGCGAUGAGAACCGUCCGCGGUAUGUGCAUGCUGUUUUGCCCAAGCUAGAUGGGGAAGUGCAGGUUAUGGAAUCGGGGGUCGAUGAUAACGGGGUGGAUGUGGCACUGUACCUGGAGGAAGAUGUUAUGGAGAGGUUCCUGGCUGGACAGAGGCAGUUUACGCUGUAG